This is a messenger RNA of Pistacia vera, 2266 nucleotides long. Its product is annotated as sodium/proton antiporter 1-like. Gene Ontology annotation, cellular component: membrane. Lineage: Eukaryota; Viridiplantae; Streptophyta; Magnoliopsida; Sapindales; Anacardiaceae. Gene Ontology annotation, biological process: sodium ion transport; transmembrane transport. The record is from RefSeq and is a predicted model, not a curated record. Gene Ontology annotation, molecular function: antiporter activity. The coding region runs from base 92 to 1891 and encodes 599 amino acids. The transcript has 10 exons.
AUUCUCACACCCAUUUUUACUAAUCAAGCGCCAUCUGUUCCCUCUGGUAAUAGCGGUUUCAUUUAUCCUCCUCCAUUUCUCAGUCACUUGCAUGCAACUUGUAAUAAUUCAACCAAAAAAACAAACUUCUUCUUCUUCAACCUUUCGUUUUGAUAAAAAAACACCAGCUUUAAUGGCUGCCUUAUCAAUAGGGACCCACUUGUCUCCAUUACACCAAUUCAAGAAACACUCUCCCUCUUUCACUUCUGUGUCCUCUCUUCACUCCUUUCCUAGCUUUGCUACAAUUAGAAGUUCAAGAUUGCAUCUUCGUAAUGGGGUACUUGCUAGAGCUGAAGACAAGGCAGGAGACUCUUCUUCUUCUUCUCCUCAACAACAACCCGACAAUCAAAAGCAGCUCCAGGACCUGACAUCGACAUCUCAAUCAUGUGAUCCUUUAUGUUCACUUGACGAAACAAGCUCAAGUGAAUUUGAAGCCACAUACCAGCCAAAAACUGAUUUGCUGAAAGCUCUUGCAGUUUUUGCAGCAGCUGCCACAGGGGCAGUGGCUAUUAAUCACUCAUGGGUUGCUGCCAAUCAGGAUCUUGCCAUGGCAUUGUUAUUUGUAAUAGGUUAUGCAGGCAUCAUUUUUGAAGAGUCUCUCGCUUUCAAUAAAAGUGGAGUUGGAUUAUUGAUGGCUGUGAGUUUAUGGGUUGUGCGAACCAUUGGAGCUCCUUCAACUGAAAUAGCUGUUUCGGAGUUGUCACAUGCAUCUGCAGAAGUCAGUGAAAUAGUUUUUUUUUUGCUUGGUGCAAUGACCAUUGUAGAAAUAGUUGAUGCACAUCAAGGAUUUAAGCUGGUUACUGACAAUAUAACUACACGAAAGCCUCGGACACUGCUUUGGGUGGUUGGUUUUGUGACUUUUUUCCUUAGCUCAAUCCUUGACAACCUGACAUCAACUAUUGUAAUGGUUUCUCUGUUGAGAAAACUAGUACCUCCCUCGGACUACCGCAAGCUUCUUGGAGCUGUUGUUGUAAUAGCAGCAAAUGCUGGAGGUGCAUGGACUCCAAUUGGUGAUGUUACCACUACAAUGCUAUGGAUACAUGGUCAGAUAUCCACAUUGCCAACAAUGAAGAGCUUGUUUCUACCUUCAGCUAUUUCUCUGGCUGUUCCGCUGGCUCUUUUGUCGCUGACUAGCGAAGUGAAUGGGACAGGACAGGACUCUCCUAAUGUUUUGGCAUCAGAACAGAUGGCUCCUAGAGGACAGCUCGUUUUCUCCGUGGGUAUUGGGGCUCUGAUUUUUGUUCCUGUGUUUAAGGCACUGACUGGUUUGCCUCCUUACAUGGGCAUGCUGCUUGGUCUUGGAGUUCUUUGGAUUCUGACCGAUGCUAUUCAUUAUGGUGAAUCAGAAAGGCAAAAGUUGAAAGUACCACAGGCUUUAUCACGGAUUGACACGCAAGGAGCCCUUUUCUUCCUUGGAAUCCUUUUGUCCGUGAGCAGCCUGGAGGCAGCAGGUCUUCUCCGUGAAAUUGCAAAUUUCCUUGAUGCUAAAAUUCCUAACACUGACCUGAUUGCAAGUGCAAUAGGGGUUGUAUCAGCAAUAAUAGACAAUGUUCCCUUAGUUGCAGCAGCAAUGGGGAUGUACGAUCUCACCUCUUUCCCACAAGAUUCUGAUUUCUGGCAGCUGAUAGCAUUUUGUGCUGGUACUGGUGGGUCCAUGCUUAUUAUCGGCUCUGCUGCUGGAGUCGCAUUCAUGGGGAUGGAAAAGGUGGACUUCUUUUGGUAUUUGCGGAAGGUAAGUGGUUUCGCUUUUGCAGGUUAUGCUGCUGGUAUUGCCACCUAUUUUGCGCUUAAUAGCCUUCACAUCUCCCUUCCCACGACUCUUGCUCAAUCUACUUUCCUUCCUGGUUCUUAAAUUAUUUUACUGCUCAGAUUUGGGAAACAAACAAGGCAGUGUGUUUCUGAUAAUGUGGCUUCACAUUAGAUGAACUGAGUGGAGAAUGCAACUGAAAGCCUAAUCUGGAGAAAUAUUGUUACUUGAACGAACAAAAGAAAAGUCUUAGAUUUAAUAAAAUUGUGAUUGAUCAGAUGUAAUGCCCUCGAAGAUUCACAAAUGAGAAGCGGAUCCACUGUUCACUUUACCCAGCAGCAAGAAAUUUGACCGGAAAAUUGAUAUUUUAUGAUUACAUUUUGAUAUUUCUGGUCUAAGAUAUUUUCCAUUAUUAAGAUUUUGAAAUGAGAGCGUCUUCUCUUCUACCGGUUGGGAUUAAUCUUCAGCCGGUCAAUCAAG